Messenger RNA from Raphanus sativus (radish), 1044 nucleotides. Its product is annotated as zinc finger protein WIP5-like. Gene Ontology annotation, molecular function: DNA-binding transcription factor activity. The coding region runs from base 7 to 1044 and encodes 345 amino acids. Gene Ontology annotation, biological process: anatomical structure development; regulation of gene expression. The transcript has 2 exons. Gene Ontology annotation, cellular component: nucleus. The record is from RefSeq and is a predicted model, not a curated record. NCBI's taxonomy places the organism in Eukaryota, Viridiplantae, Streptophyta, Magnoliopsida, Brassicales, Brassicaceae.
GAAGUCAUGUCUAAUCCAGCUUGUUCCAAUCUCUUCAACAAUGGAUUUGACAAUACAAACUUCAACUAUUCCACUUCUCUCUCUUACAUUUACAACUCUCCAAACAGCUUCUAUUACCCUAGUACCACAAACCCUAAUUACAUGCCUCCUACUACCACUACCACUACCUCCACUUUCCCUAACUCACCACCGCUCCGAGAAGCUCUUCCCCUUCUUAUCUCAAGUCCCAUAAGGCACCAAGAACAACAAGAUCAACCCUUUUUCAUGAACACUGAUCACACUACCUCUUCAAACUUUCACGAUGAUCCUCAUGAUGUAACCGUGGAUCUGCAUCUAGGGUUACCAAACUACGAGGUUGGUGGGAGCUAUAUUGCUCCUGAGACAACAACCACCGAGGAGCAAUAUCAAGAUCAUCACCAAGAAGUGGAGGUCACAGUCGAGUCCCACCUUCAUGAUGAUGAUGAUCCUGGAGAUUUAUACAAAGGUCAUCACUAUUGGAUCCCUACUCCCGCUCAGAUUUUGAUUGGUCCUACACAGUUUUCUUGUCCUCUUUGCUUCAAGACAUUCAACAGAUACAACAACAUGCAGAUGCACAUGUGGGGACACGGUUCACAAUACAGAAAGGGACCAGAGUCACUUAGAGGAACACAACCAACAGGAAUGCUAAGACUACCAUGUUUCUGCUGUGCACCAGGCUGCAAGAACAACAUUGACCACCCACGAGCCAAGCCUCUCAAGGACUUUCGAACCCUCCAAACACAUUACAAACGCAAACACGGAUCCAGACCUUUUGCUUGUCGCAGGUGUGGCAAAGCCUUUGCAGUAAAAGGAGAUUGGAGAACGCAUGAGAAGAAUUGCGGUAAGCUUUGGUAUUGCUCAUGUGGCUCGGAUUUUAAACACAAGAGGUCUCUUAAGGACCACGUCAAGGCUUUUGGGAAUGGUCAUGUUCCUUGUGGGAUUGAUAGCUUUGGGGGAGAUCAUGAGGACUACUACGAGGCUGCUUCUGAUAUCGAGCAACAAGAUGAUUGCAACAACAAUGAGUGA